This is a messenger RNA of Blastocystis hominis, 1002 nucleotides long. RefSeq lists its product as hypothetical. The record is from RefSeq and is a predicted model, not a curated record. The transcript has 3 exons. The coding region runs from base 1 to 1002 and encodes 333 amino acids. NCBI's taxonomy places the organism in Eukaryota, Bigyra, Opalinata, Blastocystidae.
AUGAAGCACGGAAUCGUGGAGAAUUGGGACUUGAUGGAAUCAAUCUGGAAGCACAUUUAUUCAAAAUCACAACUUGGUUUAGAUAGCCGUGAGCAUCCCGCUUUUCUGUCUCAAGCCGUUCUGAGCCCGAAGACACAAUCCGAGAAAAUUGCAGAGAUAUUCUUCGAAACAUUUGAGGUUCCCGCCCUCUAUAUCGCACCAGAACCGUUAUUAAGUCUGUUUGCGUCCGGACGCGGAACAGGCCUGGUUCUCGACAUUGGAGAAGGGGUAACAACGUAUUUCCCGGUUUACGACGGUUUUGCGAUCACCCCGCACAUCCGCCGUGUCGAUCUCGGAGGCCACGAAGUAACCAAAUACCUCCAGCUGCUUCUACGCAAAGCAGGCCACAUCUUCACCACCUCCAGCGAGCUCGAGGUGGUCCGCCAGAUCAAAGAAUCCUGUUCCGAAUGUGUCACUUCCGAGACGGGCGUUUCAUUGCAAGGAACGACGGUUGACUACGUUCUGCCCGACGGAAACGUGCUGAAGCUGGGAGCGGAGCGUUGGGAGUGUUGCGAGUCGCUGUUCCGUCCGCAGAACAUCGGUCAGGAAUCGUUCGGCGUGUCUCGCGACGUCUUCGACACGAUCAUGGCGUGCGAUUUGGAGCUUCGAAAAGAUCUUUUCUCGAACGUUCUGCUGUCUGGCGGCGUGACGCUGACGCGAAACUUUGCGAAGCGAGUGCUGGAUGACUUGAAGAAGAUCUCGCCGCCGAACACGACGCUGCGGCUGUUUGCGCCACCGGAACGAGCGCGAUCGGCGUGGGUGGGAGGCUGCGUGUUGGCGUCGCUGAGUCCGUUUAAUAGCAUGUGGAUUACGAAGGAGGAAUAUGGGAUGGAAGGAGCUAGUUGUAUUCAUAAGAAAGCAAUGUUGUUGUGUGUUUGUUUGGAAUUGGUGUGUGGAACAAGGAGGAAACAACAAGGCAAUCAUCAAUCAGAGAAACAAACUAACAAACAAACAAUUCAAUGA